AUGAGCAGAAAAAUUGGUUCCGUGGGCUAUGAUACGCAGUUAUGUUUAUGGGACAUAACGGAAGAUGUUUUAAGGCAAACACCAACGAUCCAAAAGCAUCGCAUAUCAACAUUUGUCCCUGUCGGCCCUGAGCAGAAUCUGGCAACGCCAGGCGCUUCGGAAUCUUCCAAAUUGGCGUGUGGGGACAAUAAGGAACGAUCACAUGGCAAGGAGAAAAGACACAAACGUGGUUUUAGCCUUGUCGCAAAACUGACCGGGAGUUCGCGUGAUAGGUGGAGCAGGAAUCAUUCAUCUUCUCUGACGUCCGAAAAAGAUAAAAAAGAGAACAUGGUGACGCGGCUUUUGGGCACGCCAGUUUGUCCGAGGAUGGAUGAAGUAGCACUGAUCGAGCCGUUGGUGUGCAAAAAGAUAGCUCACGAAAAGCUAACUGGACUUAUAUUCUGUGAAGAUUGCUUGGUGACUGCAUGUCAGGAAGGCUUCAUACUAACUUGGGCGCGGCCGGGCAAGGCAGCGAUCCAACGACGCAUCGUGAACUCACCGAUUCCAGUAAAUUCCGGUACUCUUGGCGGCGGUGGCGGUGGCGGCGGCGACUGUGGCAACGGCACGGAAGUGUGA
This is a messenger RNA of Gongylonema pulchrum, 615 nucleotides long. NCBI's taxonomy places the organism in Eukaryota, Metazoa, Nematoda, Chromadorea, Rhabditida, Gongylonematidae. The record is from the annotation of a GenBank genome assembly.